This is a messenger RNA of Lycium ferocissimum, 1034 nucleotides long. RefSeq lists its product as uncharacterized. NCBI's taxonomy places the organism in Eukaryota, Viridiplantae, Streptophyta, Magnoliopsida, Solanales, Solanaceae. The coding region runs from base 68 to 601 and encodes 177 amino acids. The transcript is spliced from 3 exons. The record is from RefSeq and is a predicted model, not a curated record.
GUUUGUAAACAUUUUCUUUUAACUUUCAGGCUUUGGAUCUGUUAAAAAAAGAAGAAGAAGAAGAAAGAUGAAUAUGUACGCUUAUCAACAGAAGGCCUUGGUGGGUUGUGUUGGAGUUGGAGAAACUGACAUUUCUGUGUCAAAUGGUGUCGUUUGUCCUAAGCCCCGUAAGGUUGGGUUCUUUAAUUCUGUUGAAGAACCCAUCAAACCUUAUCAGUUGCUGCAAUUUAGAAAUCAAGAAAUGGAGGCUUGUGAUUUGAAAGCUGGAACUGAGCUGCUGGAUAUCAUCCUCACAAAGGGGAAGAAUUAUGAAGUUGAUAAAGCCAAUUUUGAGGUGGCUUCAUCUCCACCAUUCUUUUAUGGAUCUCCACCAAGUAGGGCUGGAAAUCCCCUGAUCCAAGAUGCCCAAUUUGGCAACCACAGUUUUGUCCCCAUACUACCAGUCCCAGAAAGAGCAGUGGCACCCACAACUCCACCACCCUCCUCCGCGAUCAUGAGCGGAGGAGGCUGUGUUCGUGUGAAGUUUGGGAACAACACAGCUCCUGUGAGGAUUGAAGGCUUCAAUUGUCGCGGCAGCAACAGUAUCUCAGCUAUGGCUUAGAUAAAUCCAUUGACAACAUCACAAAAGAAUAGAUAAAAAGGAGAGAUUUUGGGGGAAGGAGGCCUACACCAAUUUGUUUAGUGUUGUAUAUAUAGAGUGACAGAAAGAAAGAAGGUUUUAGUCCAAUUUGCUGAUGAGUUUUGUUCUCUAAUCAUUCAAAUCCAGUAAUGUGUGUAUAUUGUGACCAAGGUGAUGAAUGAGUGUUUUUUAAGUCCAAAAGAAUAAAACUGUAAUAGCCCCCAAAGAAAAGAUAGUAAUCUUCUUUGGGAGUGACUAGGGUUCCUUUUUAUAGCAAUUUAGAACAACAUAUGAGUUGAGGGUACUUAAUUGUAGCAUGAAGACUCAAAGAGGAUGUUCUUUGAAAGUUUGUGACUUUUAUCCUUCAUUGUAAUAGUAUUCUGAAGGAAAAAGAUGGUCUUUCUUAGAAAUUUCA